AAAAUAUGAAUAUUCCUUUCAAAAUUGACUUCUCUACGUAGGGUUUAUAGGGAGCAAUUUGGUUCCAUUCGUUUUCUUUUGUGUUCUCGUUAAGUGUUAUAAACUUUCUCUUGAAUCCAAAUCGGAGCAGAAGCAAAACCUGAAGAUGAAAGCAGUACUUUUGCCUGAAGUUGACGCAUUGCUCAUUGCUCGCAAUGCACGCAAGUAUCGAAGUGCAUUGCCUGGUUUCGUGCCGAAAAUCGGACUCUCUAUUAUCGAUUAUAAUCGCAUUUCUGCUAUUGAUCUCUUCUACAGUCAGUCCCAGUGCCAUCGAGACUUUUACAAGGAUCCUACUGGAAAGGUGCUACCAGUCACUGGCUUUGAUAUGAAGAUGAAGAAAUUUGCAUCUGCACCAGAUCCAACUACAGUCUAUACCUCACAUCCGCUUCGUUAUGUCCGAGACAAGAGACCAGGUGAUAAAGAUAUCAACUAUGAACAAUUCUCAAUGUGUCUUGGACCGAAGAAUGGUAACAAGUAGGCUUAUUUUCAUUCAGAGAAAAUACAAACGAGAAAGUAUUAUUUCAACACACUUUGGCAUUAACUGCAAUACCUGAAAAUUUGAAAUAUAUUGGCUUUAAUGCUGUGUUCUUGUGA
This is a messenger RNA of Hermetia illucens (black soldier fly), 633 nucleotides long. RefSeq lists its product as uncharacterized. The transcript has a single exon. The record is from RefSeq and is a predicted model, not a curated record. NCBI's taxonomy places the organism in Eukaryota, Metazoa, Arthropoda, Insecta, Diptera, Stratiomyidae. The coding region runs from base 146 to 517 and encodes 123 amino acids.